This is a messenger RNA of Chondrus crispus (carragheen), 1818 nucleotides long. RefSeq lists its product as hypothetical. The transcript has a single exon. The coding region runs from base 1 to 1818 and encodes 605 amino acids. Lineage: Eukaryota; Rhodophyta; Florideophyceae; Gigartinales; Gigartinaceae. The record is from RefSeq and is a predicted model, not a curated record.
AUGUACGAUCCGACUGGAACCGUACUGCUGGAGUCCAAGGAUGAAGACGUUGAAAUACAUGUUCGUGACUCCAUGACUACGUCAACAUUGUCCUCUCCAGCAGACGCUGACGAUGUGGCCGGCAGUAUGGCCAGGAGUCUUACUCAGAUGGACGAAGUAGCAUUUCUAGGCUUUGUCGUUCAGUUGACGGCCUUGCCAUCUGUUUCACCCGGAGACUUCGAAACUGCUGUGGAUGGUCUCAAAAAAAUAUCGUCUUCGAGGAUGCGUAAUCCGUUUCAAGCCGUACGUGUGAUAGACACUUGCGCCGGCAUUGUUCAGCAUGAAGAUUUCUCAAGGCUCGACCUGCUCCGUUCUCUUGUACUAGUCGUUCAAAGCUGUGUGCGUCGAACGCAGCAGUCUUUGUCGAGUGGGAAGGAGAUAAAGGAUUCCUUGGCUCGGUUCUACGGCGCAGCGGCGGAUACAAUAGCAGCAUCCUCGGGUUCCGAUUCUCGCAAUUUGCAGACUUCGGAAGGAGACGGUGACCCCAUGGGCGACGUCAGGACGGCAGCUUCCCAAGAUUUGUUUCUUGUGCUUGCUAUGGGAGCAGAAUGUGGUGCUGCUGCGCGGGUAGCUGUUCCUCGAUUAAGCGCUGCCUCCAGCACUCAAAAAGAAAGUGAUUCCAAUAAUUCACUUUUCGACGACUACAGGGUUGGUAUAAACUGCUUUGGCGGUCAAGUCAGGUCCUUAUCGCCAGAUCCACCUCUUUUAGAGAUCUGCCGUGGAGAGCCAGGGAGAAAUACGGGAGUUAAUGCAGGGGUGGAGAUUUUUACCGCCGCCGAAAGACAUGAAACAUGCGAUCGCGACCUGCCAACAGAAACAUUGCAAGGACCAACGCUGUAUGUCGAAACGCUCCAGUGGGGCGGCGAUGGAACACAGGACCUGGGUUUGGUCAAAUCGAACCCUAAGGGCGAGUGUUUCAGAUCAACUGUCUCUGUGUUUGGCAUGAAAGGGAAUGAGGAGGACUCUCGCUUUAAAGACGGAAACAGGAUUACAUGUCGCAACGCCGGAAAGAUUUUCGUCCAUGAGGCCAAAGCAGGAUCUGAGGCUGGGUUUGAAAACGCAACAACUACUGAUGUGAGCGAUUUCCAGCUUCACCCCACCGGUCGUAUAAGUGCCUCAGCAGAGCACUCGCACCCUGCUGCAAUUCGAAUGGAGGUGAAUGGUACUCUGCUACGGGCGUGUUUAGACCUCUCUACCCUUGAAGGCAGCCGUGGUUCAGGUCUGGCUGUCAUGCUGGCAUCUGUGUUGGGGGGUAUUGUCGCUUUCUUUGUGGUGUUGGCUGUGAUUGCCUUGUACUUAACGUCAUGCUCCGAUCGCUUCGAGACCUUCACGGUACCAACCAGUGCUGCCCAAAUGAGCUCGCCUACGACCGACUCUACUUUUUACGUCUCUCGAGGUGAUUCAUCUACGUUACAUUCUCGUGACGGGAGCGGGGUCCCCAAUGAAUGGGAAGCUGAAUAUGCGUCUCUUAGUGCCAUCGCCGAUCGAACUAUUGAUUCCGAUCCCGAACGGGAACAGAAUGGAACGGAACAAAAUAGCUCUACGUCAAGAAAACGUGAGACACAGGAGUCAGACGGCUUCUUGUCGAGGGGAACAUUCCAAGGUUUCGAACGCCCCUCGUUAACCGAUACCCAUGGUAUUAUCCCUUGGAUGUCCAACAGCAGCUCGUCUUAUGCGUAUCGCAGUCGACAGAUUGACUUUUUGGGGAGUACUUCGUCCUCAGAAGACGACUAUGUUGUACCCGACACAUACGGCCGGAGUGGGGAGCAUUUCCCAUGA